Molecule: messenger RNA, 294 nt
Organism: Schistosoma intercalatum
Lineage: Eukaryota; Metazoa; Platyhelminthes; Trematoda; Strigeidida; Schistosomatidae
Source: the annotation of a GenBank genome assembly
AUGUCUGAACAUAAAGCAGUAGUGAAAAAUGCCGAUAUGACAGAUGAUAUGCAACAAGAGGCUGUCGAUUGUGCUGCACAAGCUCUAGAGAAAUAUAGUGUGGAAAAAGAUAUAGCAGCAUUCAUUAAGAAAGAAUUUGACAGGAAAUACAAUCCUACAUGGCAUUGUAUUGUUGGGAGAAAUUUCGGAAGCAUUUUUUCUUCACCUACGUACUUGAGUCACCAAAAUAAACGGUUCGCAGUUCCGUCGUAUGCAUUCGAGGACGAGAAAGGAUCACCAAUUACGAGCUUUUAA